Rotaria socialis is the source of this 1104-nucleotide messenger RNA. Lineage: Eukaryota; Metazoa; Rotifera; Eurotatoria; Philodinida; Philodinidae. The record is from the annotation of a GenBank genome assembly.
AUGACACUUCCAACAGUCACGAAUAAAUCUCGAAAAUCAGAAGUUAGCCCAAUGAAUACAUUUUGUACAUCAUCAAAUUUUCAUAUGAAUCCACUUUUUUCGACGCUUUUCCCUAAUCUUACAUCUCAACAACAACAGCAACAAUUUCUUACGCAAUUAUUACUUUCUGGAGCAACAUGUCCUCCAUUACUAUCAUUUAAUAAUAAUCCUAUUGCAAAUGCAUUACAAUUACUUCUCAAUAAUAGUGCUCUCUUUUAUCAACAACAGAAUCUUUCACUUUGUUCAAUACCAGCACUUAUCGAUAAUAACAAAGUACAAGAAUCAUUAAAUGCAGAAUCGAUUUCCACAAGAACAAUGUCACCUAUCAAUAUGAAAUAUAACCAUGAUUCAAUUGAUUGCAGUUCAUCAGAUUCAAAUGAAAAAUCAACAUUAGAUGAUGAUGAUUGUUCACCAACAAUUGCAACAACACUAGCAUCAUUACCUUUGCAUAAUAGUGAAGCAGCAAUAACAACAACAACAACUGUUGAUGGAAUUAAUUUAGAAGAAAUAAAAUAUUUUGCUAAAGCAUUCAAAUUACGUCGAUUAGCAUUAGGAUUAACACAAACACAAGUUGGUCAAGCUUUGAGUGUUACUCGUGGUCCAGCUUACAGUCAGUCGGCUAUAUGUCGUUUUGAAAAACUUGAUAUAACACCAAAAAGUGCUUCAAAAAUAAAACCUGUACUUGAAAAAUGGAUGCAUGAAGCUGAAUUAAAAUAUGGAGAUCGUUUGAAAAAUGGUCCAUCCAAUUUACAUGAACUUGUUACUGAUCUAAAUGCAAAGAAACGUAAACGACGUACAUCAUUCACUCCUCAAGCGCUUGAAAAAUUAAAUGAUGCAUUUGAAUUAAAUACACAUCCAUCCGGUCUUGAUAUGUCAACACUUGCACAACAACUAAAUUACGAUCGAGAAGUAAUUCGUGUUUGGUUUUGCAAUAAACGACAGGCAUUAAAAAAUUCAGCAAAAAAAUUUAAACCAAAUCAGAUCAAUGAUGAUAACGAAUCGACGACUAGUUCACUAAUGAAUAAUAGAUUAAUUGAUACAACAAAUCAUUCAACAAAUGAAUAA